GAGGAAUGAAUUAAGAAAUGAAAUAAGAAAAGAAAGAGAAUGAAGAAAUGUCUUAAUAAAUAGUUAAAUUAUAAGGAUUAUAUUAAGAAAUGUAGAGAGCAAAUAAAGUUGAAGUUGAUAAUUUAAAGUAAAAACUUGAAGAAUUGGAAGAAGAGAAUGAAGAAUUUAAAACAAAAUUUUAGAUGAGGGGACAAAUUGAUAAAAGAUAGGAUUAUGAAAGUAUGGAAUGAUUUUUAAUAGGAAUUAUCCAUUAAAAUUAAUAGAAAUUGAAUUAAGUCUCUUAGAAUGAGAGAAAGUUAGAAAAAAUGGGUAAGAUUUUAGAAGAAAAUGCUAUUUUAAGUGAAAGACUAGUAGAGAGUGAAACAUUAAGAAGAAGAUUUAUGGAAAAAAAUAAUCAAUAUGAAAAAGAAAUUAAAAUUGUAAAUUAUCAAUUCUAUAAUUAUUAAGCUUAUUGAAAGUAGAUUAGAAGUAGAAAAACAAAUGGUUGCCUUAAAAAAAAGAGUGAAUGAUUUAUAAGUGCUGAAAUCAACUAAUCAAAAAAUAUAGGAAGAUAAAAUCAAUAAAUUAUAAGAGUAAUGUAAUCAAUAGUAGUUAUAAAUUGAAAAAUUAACUCAAUAAUUAAAAAGAAACUAAAAAUAAAAAAUUCAUAAUCAAUCAAAUUAAAAAGAAGAUGUCUCAGAUUAUGAAGAUAUUGAAUCAAAACCAUAACUCUUUGGAGCUUGA
Messenger RNA from Paramecium primaurelia, 723 nucleotides. NCBI's taxonomy places the organism in Eukaryota, Ciliophora, Oligohymenophorea, Peniculida, Parameciidae. The record is from the annotation of a GenBank genome assembly.